Messenger RNA from Hylaeus volcanicus, 14164 nucleotides. It is a transcript of the gene shaker, whose product is annotated as potassium voltage-gated channel protein Shaker. Lineage: Eukaryota; Metazoa; Arthropoda; Insecta; Hymenoptera; Colletidae. The coding region runs from base 4195 to 5856 and encodes 553 amino acids. Gene Ontology annotation, cellular component: voltage-gated potassium channel complex; membrane. Gene Ontology annotation, molecular function: delayed rectifier potassium channel activity; protein binding. The record is from RefSeq and is a predicted model, not a curated record. Gene Ontology annotation, biological process: protein homooligomerization; potassium ion transmembrane transport. The transcript has 8 exons.
GCGCUUCGUGGAUACGAUACGCAUCGAGAGCGAGCGUUGCUUUUCGACUCGAAAUCCAGCGUGCGUCUGCAACGGCACGCCGUGAAAAAAAUCGGCUAUGCGAACGUAAAGAGAAAGAGCUGCGUGACGCGAGCAGAAUAUUGGGUCUCGUCGCUCUCCCGAUGCUUUCGAUCGAGGCUUGGAAUGCGAUGCAGCGGAAUGGAAUGAAACGGAAUGAAGAGCCUUGCACCUUGGACGAUAAAGCUUUCGCGCACUCCUCGAUUACCACCUGCUCGUGGACCGGAGAAGAGGCGACGCGACCGCUCUCUUCUCCCUCGCGGCGAAUACCUGAAAUGCUUAGUUCGAUGUGUCGACUCCAAAGAGAAUUGCCUUCCGCUCGCGAAUUGUGCGAGGAAACGCAGGAAAUCGGAAUCGAAACGCUCCGGAAUCGACCGCCAUCCCUACGUCGUCACCCUUACCCACCUUUCGCCGCCUUUCGCGCCGAGAGAAACGAUCGCGACGAUUCUAGUCGAGUUUCAACGACGGAGAUCCGAAAAACGUAAACUAAAACUGUUCGCGUGUAUGGAGACUCGCGUUUCGAUUUUGACACCAUUCGACACCGUUUUCUCUCGGUGCGCACGACGCUGUGUUUUCAACUUUUCACCUCGUCGAUUGUUUCGCGGCUGUAAACGUGGUAUUCUGGAAGUUCUGUUUUUGUCGUUUUUUAUCCCGAAAAGAUCGCAUGCACGAGUCGUUUUCGAUACAUAUUGCGUGUCGCAAGGUGAGUGGAUGAUUUUUCGCUGGGAACCGUAGCAAAUUUAGGCGCGACGCUGUCACAGCUGGCAGCGACGCGACGAAGGGCGUAGAAACACGCGCGGGGUAGUUGACACGUACCUACAAAUUGCGAGUAUGCGUCACCACCCUCGCUCUUCCCAUUCGAUAAUUAAUGCCGUCGCGCUCGUUCGUGAACGACCACCGAAAUACGCGGGAACUUUUAUUCCAGCGAACCUGGACCAGAGUUCGCGUCGAAGUCGAUCGUGCGAUUUUGUACGGAUUCGUACUUGGAUCGAAUGCGAGUAUGCGGCGCGAGGAAACACGAAUUUUUUUGGACGGGAAUCGCAUUCCCCCGGGAAGUACGCGAAGCAGUGGUUUCCAAAUCUCUCGGAUCCCGUGGCCCCGUCGUUUGUUUUCGAAACUGGAGUCGUUCGAUUUCGAAGACGGAUGGAUAUCGAUGCGUCGUCCACGUUUUUUCCGUGUUAAAAGUUUCGCGUCGCGUCCCCUACGGCUCUCUUGGGGUUGCGCCCCCUAGUUUGGAGAGCACCGAUGUAACACGUUGAUAACGUUUAGCUAAAAAUACGCGAGCUUCUCGCUGCGAUUUUAUCCGUUCCCGUGGCGAGACGUAAUUUCCAUCGAAUUUCAAUCCGCGACGUGUUUGCUCAACGUCGAUCGCGAAAUUGUAAGAAACCUCUGUCCGCGACGAUUCAAUCGUUCGCGAUUAAAUAUCAUACAUCAUGCAUCGAGCGCACCACACCCAUCGACUCGCAUACAACGAGCACGGGACACGGACACGUGUAUACACAGACACAGACACAGGCUCGCGCGCGCGUGUACACACGAGGCCAGACAAGAAUAUAGGAUGACGGUACCUGCAACGACGAGUCUCCAAUCGCCCGAUCGAUCGAACAUACUCAGUCAGUUCCAGCGUUCGGUAAUUGGAACGCCGGACCGGUCGAUAACUAUGAAUGAGCUAUUGAUUUCGGACGAAAAAUGUUUUUCGACGUCGAACGCGUGCUCGACGAAGUCACGCGUGAGAAGUCGAAUCGAUAGAAAAAAAUCGACUGUUCGCUAAAAACGCUUAAGGCACUGUUCGAAAGAAAAGAAAACGACGUCGUAGUUUAGACGAGACCUAUGAAUAUUGAUUCAAUUUAUUUAAAGGAGCGAUAGCCAUUCGAAUACGUUACGUCCGAUAAAAAUCUACGUCGUUGGAAAUACGUAGCGCGAAUCGCUUACGACUGGAUUUAUUCGUCGGACCUGAUCCGCUUAGGUAUUACUUUCAUCGGAGAUUGCUUUCGAGUUGUCGAAGGCAGAAGAAAAAAGAAAAAAAAAGAGAGAGAGAGAAAGAGAGCUCGUUCGUUUCGACGGUCCCUAGUAAAAUCUCGAGCCUCGACGGAAGAUAGCUUAAGCAUUCGCGGAAUUAAUAAUACACGUCGCGACGAACAAAGUGGAGCAACGGUCCUCGAAUCGGCUAUAGUUGACCGUGCUGCGAUUCACGGCAAUCCACAUGGUGCGUGACCGACUUUUUUGUACAAUAAUAAAGUAGAAAGGUAUGUAGCUUCCCUCCAAGAUUUAAUUUGCUCCGUGCGCCCCGAGAUUGAAUUUACGACGUCGGGCGUCGGACGACCGGUGCCAGGCAGAAAGGGAGAGAACGGACAGGCAAAAGCGAACGAGCUGAAAGCCGAGGAAAAGUCCUAAAUCCGCUGGAAAGUGGAACGGUUUCGUAUAUACGUGUACAGGGUGGACCAUGCAAACGGGAACGCGUCGUGUAACGUGUUGUAGCGAAAGCGGAUCGUCGAGCGAAUGUAAACGUCGCGAAUGUGUCGCCAGUGAGCGUACACUUUCGCGAAACGCGAAAGACGUCUGUUCGAGGGAUUUAACCUGGCCGUUGAUGAGUCAGCGAGUCGGAACUUUUAUUUUUAUAUUCACUAGCGGACAAGCAAACCGAAACGAUUUUAAAAAGGUUAAUAAUGAGAGUUUGAAUAUGAGAGUUUUCAACCGAUUUCGGCGAAACUUCGCGAGGAAUGGUCUUCAAGUGUCUUCUGGGUGUGUGCAAAGUUGCAUUGGCGAAGGUUGAUGUGAAGGGGUUGAUCCACUCCCCUAAAGAGGAGGGUGUAGAAAAACGCCUCUUUGAAACAGGCCAGGAACGACGGAAGGGAUUGACUGUAUGUGAUACAAAACGGAAGUUUCUUUAAAAUAACCAAUCCUUCCCAAUCCUUCUCGUUCUCAGAUCUCUCUCGUCGUCCGUGAUUGGUUAGCGGCGAAUGCUAAUUUCGCGUCAAGGCGAGACAUGAACGAUAGCGAAACCCUAAUUCAGCGUUACCUAAGUAUAUUUCCCCACAAGCCCAUUUUUUAACGGUAUCCUUCAUUCAGCCAUGAUACUUCUUCUCAGUGGUUACAAGCUUUCUGAAGCCUUUUAAGCGUUUGUAUUGUAAACCGUUGCCUUUGAGGCAGGCUCGUCGUUGCUCGUCGUUGGCCCCUUUCUUUCUUUUGUUUCCAAAGAGAGCUUCGAAUCGCCGGGUUUCAAUUCUCAUUUUCUUUAGCUUUCUCUCGAGUAACGAACCUAAUAUCGGACGCGAUAGCAUUACGUUCGGACGAUACCGUUGCUCUCGGUUUCCAAACAGUACCGCCGACUUCCUGGAGUGUUUAUCCCCCUGUCGUUGAAUUUUCUUUAAUUACUUUCUUCCUUCGAUCCUUCGCGUCGAGAGUACCGUUUAAAUGAAACUCGUCUUCGCCGAGUCGAUCCUCGAACGAAGCUGUUUCUGUACGUCGUCGUUAACGUUCGAAUUCGAUGGUUCGUCGUUCCCGAGUGUCGCGCGACGUUCGUAAAUGUAAACAUUCGGAUUCGAGUCUGUCCACCAUGCGUGUGGAGACUUGUCAACAACAUCGGUACGUCACUGAAGACCUCGACGUUAGCAUAGGUCGCAGACCAAUACUAUCUCUUCGAGCCGAUGCAGACACGGUAGUUAGCGGUCGGUCGUAUGCACGGCUUCAGUUCCCUGUCGACGAAGAUCUGUCUCGGUUCGCGUAUCGACGAACGUUUCGGUUCUUCGACGCGUGUUUAUGCAUCGGAGCUGGCCGAGUCUCGUACCCAGUUUCGACAAAGCCGAGCCGCGAUGUUUCGUAACGAGCUUUUUAUAUUUGGUCGCGGUAUCGUUUAACCGAUCCCGCGAUCGUGCGCGACGUUUGAAUCUGUCAAAAUUUCGGUCGAAAUGAAAAUGGCGACACCGUUACGAGAGCGUAACUCGCCGUAGAGCCUAGACGAUGUUCCGCGAAAAACGAUGUCGCGUCUCGUAAUUUUCUCCGUAUAAAAUGAUCGACGUACACGAUCGAUAAUUUCGACGGGUGCUUGGCGGACCGCGAGCUCCGUGCAUAGUCGCGGAUCGAACGGUGCGACGAUGUAUUUUCGUGGAACCGUUUAAAAUGUUCCGGUAGUGUGAUAUGGGUUUUGGUGCCUUCGUCUUGGACUCUGUGAUUCUACUUGUCGUUAGCAACGUUAUUCUGCGUUCGCUCGGCAUCUGUUACGUGUGCCUGCCGUAUUCCCUCGUCUUGACUGUAUUCGUUGCGAGCGCUGUCUACUUAUCGCUGCCGAAACUCAGCAGCCAGGACGAGGAUGGGCCGAACCCCCACACCCAAUACACAGGCGUCACGCACUUCGAGCCCAUACCGCACGAUCAUGACUUUUGCGAGAGGGUCGUCAUCAACGUGAGCGGGUUACGGUUUGAGACGCAGCUACGUACGCUGAACCAAUUUCCGGACACGCUCCUUGGCGAUCCGUCACGGCGGCUCCGAUACUUCGAUCCGCUUCGCAACGAGUACUUCUUCGAUCGGAACCGGCCUUCCUUCGACGCGAUACUCUACUACUACCAAAGUGGCGGCAGGCUGCGUCGUCCGGUCAACGUUCCUCUCGAUGUCUUUUCCGAAGAGAUCAAGUUCUACGAGCUGGGCGAGUUGGCAACCAACAAAUUCAGGGAGGACGAAGGAUUCAUCAAGGAGGAAGAGAAGCCGCUGCCAGCGGACGAGUUCCAAAGGAAGAUCUGGCUGUUGUUCGAGUACCCGGAGAGCUCGCAGGGCGCCCGGGUGGUCGCCAUAAUAUCCGUGUUCGUGAUUCUCCUGUCGAUUGUGAUAUUCUGCCUGGAGACCCUGCCCGAGUUCAAACACUACAAGGUCUUCAACACGACGCUGAACGUCACGAAGAUCGAGGAGGACGAAGUGCCGGACAUUACGGACCCGUUCUUCCUAAUAGAGACUAUUUGUAUCAUCUGGUUCACGUUCGAGUUAUCGGUGCGCUUCCUCGCCUGUCCAAAUAAACUGAACUUCUUCCGUGACGUAAUGAACUUCAUCGACAUCAUCGCGAUCAUUCCUUACUUCAUCACGCUCGGCACCGUGAUGGCCGAGAAUGGGGAGGAUUUCGAUCUACCUAAGGCGCCGGUAAGCCCGCAGGACAAGAGCACGAACCAGGCCAUGUCCCUGGCGAUACUCAGGGUCAUCAGGCUCGUCAGGGUGUUUCGGAUAUUCAAGCUAUCCAGGCACAGUAAAGGCCUUCAGAUCCUCGGCCGUACGCUCAAGGCCUCCAUGAGGGAGCUCGGCUUGCUCAUCUUUUUCCUCUUCAUCGGUGUGGUGCUAUUCUCAUCGGCGGUAUACUUCGCGGAGGCCGGCUCCGAGAAUUCGUUCUUCAAGUCCAUUCCGGACGCGUUCUGGUGGGCCGUUGUCACGAUGACGACCGUGGGCUAUGGUGACAUGACGCCUGUGGGAGUCUGGGGGAAGAUCGUUGGCUCGUUGUGCGCGAUCGCCGGUGUCCUGACGAUCGCCCUGCCCGUUCCCGUCAUCGUCUCCAACUUCAACUACUUCUAUCACCGUGAGACUGACCAGGAAGAGAUGCAGUCGCAGAACUUCAAUCACGUGACCAGCUGCCCGUAUCUCCCUGGCACUUUAGGUCAACAUUUAAAGAAGAGCUCGAUGUCGGAAUCGUCGUCGGACAUAAUGGAGCUGGAAGAGGGCAUACUGCUCACUCAUCCGGAGAUUACGAAGAAGCCCAACUGCAACCCUCGCCAUAAUAACAAUAUUAAUCCAGCCUGUAUGAGCAUCGAGACUGACGUCUGACUACUAGUGAAGGAGACUGUGGCAACGUGGUGGCCAGUGCUGGAGCGGUUGUCGAAGAACAGCUGCAGCUCCCUGCGAUGCCUGACGUAGGCCUCCUUCACACGUCGUCGUAGUCGUGCUAGCUGCGAGUGCUAGCGAUAUAACGCGUGUACGCGUGCGCGCUGGCCGUUGGAUCGCGCACGCCUGUGCGAGCGCGCGCGCGCUCGCGCCCUCUGUCCAUAGUCUGUCAAUACGAGGGGUGCUUCCAAUCCAUUAUUACACGUCGACGAGAUUGAAAGAGACGGGAUCGUUGGCUCCGCGUCGUUGACGAAAACGUGGAAAUGAAAAAUGUUUUGGGGAACGACGGUGAAAGUUAUCGCGUAACGAUAAAUGUAAAAACAAAAAAAAUAAGUAUAGCGAUAAGGGCAAAGGAGAGAGAGAGCAGAGGUAGAGGAGGAGAGAGAGAGAGAGAGAGAGAUAGAGAGAGAAAGAAAGAGAGAUAGAGGGGUGGCGAUAGCUUCGAUGAAAAGCAAAAAAUAAGACAGCCGCUUCGGAGGUGUUUACGGUACACACGCACCCCACGUAGGGACCUACGUGUUAAUAGGGGGGAUGGAGCGGAGCAAUAAUUCUCGCGCGUCCAACCCCCACACCACCGACUCCAGUGUUCACUACAAAUGAUAACAAAUAAAUAAAAAAAAAAAAAAUGUAACAAAUAAACGAAAGGGAAGAGAGUUGAAUCGCAGCGGCUUCGCGAGGGAGGAAAAAAAAUGAAACAAAAAAAAAAGUAAUAAUAACGAACGAUCGUCGUCAAAUCCCCCCUCCCUGACGACGUUAUUCGCGCGAGUCGGCAAACACGGCACUCGGUCGGCGACAGGGGGAACCGACCGGCGACGAAACCAGGGAAAUCGUAAGAGAUAAUACUAAUUAAUUAUUGUCGAUAUAAUUAAUCGAGUACACGUAGGCAAAGGUAUGACGCAAACGACGUUCGUCGUAACGAUAAUAUCGACAACUCUUCGCGAAUACGGACGAAGCCACGAUCGAGCGGAAGAGAGGACGACGAAGACGAGAGAGAGAGAGAGAGCGACAGAGAAGAGAACCGAAGGGAAACUGCGAUUGCGCUCGUGGCGAGAAGACCGACUUCCAAAGACACCUGUAGGCGUUACGUACGGAGAACGGCUACGGAUACGUGCGUGUCUUGCAGCGGAGAAAACUCUUCCUUUUUUUCUUUUUUUUUCCACCGUGGAUAACCGCUAGAAGUAAGCCGGCAUCGACGUAUCUUUUUAAAACGCUAGACCGAUUGGAAUACAAUUCGUUUCUCGGAGCGUAACACCGCACCUCUAAUUACACGCAAACAAACACAAACAGAUAUAUAUAUAUACACACGCAUGGCUCUUGUUACGUAGGCAAGCAUCGGCGAACGCGGUAUGCCACCACUGACGUUUGUUACGAUACUUGGAAAUAUUCUACUCGGAGUAACGUCGAUCCCUCGACCGUGCAGAAUCUCGGGGAGUCGAAAGGAUACGCGAUAAAAGAGAAGAUACUCGGUUCGAAAAAUUCCACGAAUCGCGCCGACGAUGUCUAAUUCAGAUUUACGACGGAGAGGACUCCCCUGUUCCACACGAUCGAGACACCAACGUCGACCGAGAUCCGAAGGUACGAGCUCCGGAACCGGAAGCGAGGAGAGCAACUAGUCGAGAAGUUUUCCUUGCCGCGUCAUCCUGAUUCCGCGAGACUCGAACGAGCAACUCGAGGUCGCAGCAGAUCGGCGCGAACGGUGCGACAAGCUUGCAAUAGCGCGCUGACUGACAGCCACGGAUCACGCUCGGAAGUCACGUGACUUCCCCUCCUAUUGUCCAAUCCGAUAUUUGGCGUAGAAGAGGGAGUCGAGUAGCAGCGAACGCAGUGCCACGCGGAGACUCGGCGAGAAUUUAGUCGCGCGAGGGACCCUUACGGCGCGUUAAACGGAAAAGCAAAGGUAGCGAACGAACCGAUUUGCGGCCAAGAUAGAGGAAAAGAGGCGCGGGUCGAGACGCUCGGGAAACGUUCGAGUGAACGAUCAUUUUUGUCGUCGCCAUGAUUCGCGCGUUGACCGCCGGGAGCCUAAGGUGUCGCGAGUCAGAAGGCCAGGAGAAUUUUUAGUUUAGGCGUCCAAAAAUGUCGCGCGCCGUUUCGUGUUACCUGAAACAAGGAACACCCGAGCAAUUUAUCCAUCGAGUUUGUUUCGGAAUUCGUUACGAGACGAAGAACUUCAUUCUUCGGUGUAACGUGUUUGACACGAAGCCAAAAAAUUAACGAAUUACUGUUAGGAUUACUGUUAGACAAAAUUUUGGUCUCCUAGGGAACUCGACGAAUAUCGAAUAGUCUGACAAUCACCCUAUCGAAUAUAUUUAGCGUAUUUAAUUAAAUUAGACGAAAUUAUUGAUUCGCGGACUUGGAAUAAAUUGAAAUUACCACUCGAUUCGAUCGAUGUUUGAAAUCGCGAACGAUACGAAUUACUUGGAGAGGAACGACGCGAGAUUAGAUCGUUCGGACGACGGGAAUCGAGACACCGGAAACUAUUUUCUCGCCCUUCUGACUCGCGGUCCGUCGACUGGGUCACGAUUAUUUUUGAAACAGCGGGAAGAGAGGGGGGACGUCGCAUAUUUUGUUCUCUUCCACUCGCGAGACACCCUUUUCUCCACUAACGGUUGAGAACGAUCACGACGCACGUCGACUGAUCGGGGAAAAAGAGCUAAUUUUCGCACCCUUUCGGCCGAGCGUCCAGUAGAAUAAGCGAAUUAUUAGUUAUAGAAUUAGUCGUACGCGCGUUACAAUUUUAGCGAAUCGUAUACGUCUUUGAAACCGUGACGAACGAGUUUGCACGACGAAUGCCAACGCGAAGCAGUAUUUUAAAGCGUUACCUACGUAUUUUUAAACACCAGACUACUUUUAAAGUAACGAUAACGAGAAAAAAAAAAAAGUGAUCGCCGAAAGGGUGAACGGCCGACAAAAAAAGAAACGUACGGUUAAGGGGGACCCUUUCACUUCGAAUCUUCGCGUUUCUUUGCCUUGCUUGGCAGACUGCGCGAGGUCGAGAUUAUUAUCUUUUUUUUUUUUUAUCUUUCUUUCUUUCUUUCUUUUCUGCGUUUUGCGCGAAGGCGGAAGAGCGCGGCAGACGUGUACAGGGUCCGAGGAAGAACGCAGAGAGAAUAGGAGAGGAGGAAAUCGGUACGACGAUGCUCGGAUAAGCAAUUUUCUGUUGCGUCUCGAGUUGAUGGCAAAACGAAUUGGCAGGCCAAUCGAUCCCCCGGACGUGGAAGUACCGCGCUUUCCCUAUCUCUUCGCUGUCAUCUCAAUGUUUCGCCUCUUUCCUGGCGGGAGAAAGCGCAAUUCCAAAUCGCCAAGACUGCCAUUUCACCAUUCUCAGUAAAAUAAAACGGAAAUUAAACGAGAACUUAAAGAAGUAACGACGUCGCGUAAACGAUACGUCCACGAUCAUUUCGAAGUAACGUCGUCCGUGCUCGAACACUUUCCGAUCGGAUCCGUCGUGCAAUGGGCCAAUCGCUCGGGAUCGAGAAGUUCCCGUUGAAGUCGUCGUGAACCGUGACGAUCGCCCUCGGUUACCGCUCGACGAAAGCGGUCGCGCCCGUCCACUCGUCGCGUCGAAUUUUUUUUCCGCUGGAACGCUCGACAGGCUGAACCGUAUUUUCUUUUUUUUUCUUUCUUUCUUUCUUUUUUUUUUAACGUUUUUCGUCAACUUCGAAGCGCGCGAGACUCGAUCGUCACGGUUUGGUCGAGUCGGUCGCGCGACUCCGUGGUUUUCCCUCCGGCGGAACUUUUCGGCCGCCGUUGUACCGGCACCCAAGGUCCGCGGGAAGACGCCGUUCGUUCGAACAACGGAGCGAUCGAAACGCGAUCCGCACGCAUUCCCACGGAUAACCGACUACGAUGAACAAAGGAAGUCUGACGUUAAUAGCGAAAACGAUAUUAAAAAAAAGAGGAAAAAAUAUUGCAAAAAAACAUUAGCGGUUAUUCGAGAAAACGAGACGAACGAAAUAUAAAAACGUGACGCGCGGUUGGCGGAUACUUAAACGAACAAAUCGAAUAAGAUGCAAGCAAACGAGGAAGAAGAAGAAGAAAAAAACAAAAAAUAUAAAAGCGAUUCCAUUAUUCAAUUUAUUAGGUCUUAGACGCGAGUUUUAUCGAAGGGAUAUAUCUCAUCUACCUUUUAUUAGACGAAGCGAGCAAAGGCAAGAAGAAGCGAAACUUUGAUACCGUGGCGAAUCGAAGAACGAGUGGAAGAAAGCAUAAUUGCGCGUGUGUUUUGUAAGAGAAAAUCGGAGAGAAUGAGGCUUUGUGAAUGCGCGACGUACGGGUGCGUGUAGCAGUGCGUGUGCGGGAAAAUGUGGUGAUGAUGAGAGAUCGUGGGGGCGAGUGUGUGGUACCAGGAGAGCGAGACAGGUAACAAAACAAUAAUUAUACUGAGAUUUAUGUUACGCGCCUUUAUUACGAGUACUUGAACUUUUCGCCUCGCUACUUUAGUUAGUGGAAGGAAAAAAAAAUUUUAACAAAGCGCAUCAAACUACCAGCCUAGCUAAUUCCGCGAGGAGAAUUAAAAAUGAAAAAAAACGCAAAACAAUUUCGCAGAGGAUAAAUUUAUUACUAUUAACGAAAAAAAAAUUAGUGCUACUAUUAAAAAAAAAAAAAUGAUCUAUUAACUAAAACCUACUACUAUUACUACAACUACUACUACCACUACUAUUACUAUUACCACUAAUACUGCUACUGCUACUGCUACUACAACUACUAUUACUACAACAACAACAACAACAACUACUACUACUACUACUACUACCACUACUAUUACUAUUACUAUACUACUACUACUACUACUACUACUACUACUACUACUACUACUACUACUACUACCGCUACUACCGCUAUCCGCAGAUACUAUCAUCACUGCAAUUACACCCUCUAUUGUCACUUCAGUAAUUUUACCACACGAAACAAAAAAGAAAACGACGACUAAACUCCUACCACCCACCACCAUCGCUACUCCUACUACUAUUAUUCUACUCUACUACUAUUGUAUAUUACUAUCACUACCGACAGUAGUGCGUAAUCGUUACUUUCGUUAUUAUUAUUAUCUACGUCUACUACUACUAUUGCUGCUGCUGCUGCUGCUGAUAUUACUACUACUACUGUUACUACCGCUAUUACUACUACUAUUAUUACUAAUACCGAGUACUAAAUACAACCUACAAGCUACUGUUUACUACCGAGCUAAAGCGAAGAGAAACAAAACAAAACAAAACAAAAAAAAAGAAGAUAUACAAUGACGAAACACGCUACGGUGGAAGUAUUUAGAUAACGAGAGGCGGGAAACUACUCUGUUAGACGGUCGUAGCUGUUAGAGGUAUCGAAAAAAAUAGAGAGUAGGUAGGGUAGUUGGUAGCGAGUACGGUAUUCGCCAUGUUGGAAUUUAUCGAGUAUUAGGUAAGCGUUCGAGAGGAAAAAAAAGAAAAGAGAGAAAAAAGCGUUUGUCGUUCCGUUCGAUUCUCAACGGGCGGACUCGCGUCGUGUGUCAGCAUAAACGAGAGGAAGAGGAUUGUUUCGCUUUCACGAAGACGUAUACGUCUUUCCAUCGUUUUCGAACGUUUUCACGAGGCUGCCCCCUCUUUUCCAGCGCGUUCGAGACAAAACUCUUUCUACGUUUCUCGCCCUCGGCAAUCGGGAAGCGCGUUAAAUAACACGAUAUACGCUCUCGAAAAACGUAGGUUACCUUUUCGUUGUCUUGUUUUUCACUUUUUUUUUCGUUUUUUUUUUCUUUUCAUUGUUCGAGAAGGACCACGAACAACCGAUCGAUCUCGGCUACCGUCGAACGCAUCCGGACUCUUUUAACACGUUCACCGUCGAUUGGCGCGCGAGCGCGAUAGGACAUAUAAGUGUGAGCCACCGGUGGUACACGGCGCCGUGAACGUGUUGAAGCCAAAAAGAAAAAAAAAACGCAAAAGAUUUUCAUCUGUUUGGAUAUAGAAUAUUUUCUUCGUCACCUCGAAGCUUCCCUUCCGCUUUGAAAAUUCACUGGUACGAACGAAGGGAUCGGUAGCAGCCACGUUUCACAUACGCGCGCGACCGUGAGCCACCGGUGGUACACGGCCGGCGCGAAACGCGUCGAACUUUCCAUCGCGUUUACUUACGCGUAAUCGAGAUCGAUCGGGUCCCGAACACGUGUCCCGAGUCGAAUCGAAGCGAACGGAUAGACACACACACACACGCCGUCUUUUCGUUUCGCGGCGAUACGAGAGCGAACACGGUGCGUGCCGAGUGGCGGUGGUGGUGGUGGUCCGUCGAUGCGACACAUCAACCCUUUUCGACUCGCGUACGAAAAAAACGUGGCGAGGCGUUCCUUUUGUAAGAAGAUCGACGCACUUGUCCUCGCCUAAUGCGAAUAUCAUACUCGUAGCAACCAAGAGAAGCAAACAGACGAAACAGAAACGAAAAGAAACGUUCCUCCGUGGUAGACGCUGCGCGCUAGCGGAAAGACGUCGGAUGUCGAGCGACGAAUUAUCGCGUGCGCGUCGAAUCGAGCGUCGUCGAUCGCUGAUCGCCGUGCGUCCGUGUAUCCUCCCGGUAAAUGAAGUAGGGAGCGUGAAAGAGAGAGGGGAUAGAGUGACAGAAAACAGAGAGUUUGCGAGGAAGAAGGUGAGAGAGGAGGGAACGAGCGAAUGGAACGAUCGAAAGAAAAAAGUCGGAUACGCAUUCCAAACUCGAUGAAAAUUAGCGAAGAAAACAAUCGAAGACCAUGGAAGAAAAACUCGUUACGUCCAAAAAUUAGAAAAUGGAGAAAAUCGUGAUUGUAGUUUACGUUAUUCCUAGGGGCAUCGAUAGUGGUUUAAAAAUUCGGGAAAAAUACGUAUUUCGAAGUUUAAUGUAUCCAGUUUAAGAAGCCAGCGAUGAGAAAAAUUAUCCCGGUAACCUUUUAUUUAAAAAAACAAACAAAAGCGGAUUUCUAUCUAAAGUGGACAUAAUUAGUUUUUUCCCUUGUCUGUUAAAACGAUUGAUCGAUUUUUCGAUCGCAUAAAUCGAUUCCUUGCCUCUUUUCCGCUAGAUGGCUUGCGUGUUUCGAUUUCGGUCAAAAUUGGACGUAAUGAGUUUUUCUCCUUUGGUCUUCAAUUGCGUAGGUAUUCCGUCGCAAUACGAAACAGCCUUAUUCCCACGUGCGCAUACGAAAAAAAAAAACGUGGAUCGAGUGUGGAUCCGUGAGCUGAACACGUGGGAACGUGGCUUAUCGCUCAAAUCUCGCGAUUAACGAUACGAAGCGUACGAGAAUAACGUUUAAUUCACCUUUAGUCGAAUACCCCCUGCUGCAUUGUAUCUCGAUCUCUCUUUCUCUGUUUUUCUUUUUUCUUCUUUUCUCGCUCGCUCUUCCUCCUUUCUCUCUUCCCUCUCUGAAUCGCUGCAAUUGGCCUGCCAUUUUUGUUUUCCAAACUGGAACGCAAAACAAUUUCUCGCAGUCCCACGUUUAUCUUUCCGUAUAAAAGGUACCGAGAAACGCGACGCCAAGUAUAAGUUUUAAGGCAGAAGGACGGUUGAUAGGUUGCGAUCGAGUAGCUAAGUCUCGUCGGUGGUUUUCCUUUCUAGAUACCAAAAGUCACGGACACGAUCGAGCAAGCACGAUUUCACGUUGCGCUCGCGCGACAGAGUUGGCGCCACCGUCUCGUUGUCAGCCGAGAGAAUUGACGAGAGUCCGUUGAAUUUACGCUCAAGUUUAUAGAGACUCGAAAGAAACACUUCACCGAUACGAGAUGAUAGCUUCGCAUCGGGCCUUGCGAGCGUUUGCGAAGGCAGCAGGGGAGCGAUUACUCUUUCAAAUGGAAGCGUACCGUGUAUAAUUCGAGGAGAAAGGGGAAGGAUGAUAGAACCAAAUGCGACCACUCGUAGACCGAGUGGUUCGAGCUCUCAAGUGAUAUAUUUAGACAUAUUGCGAUCGACGCUGAACGACACGAUCCAUUGAAUUAUUAAUCUUAACGAUUUAAAUCUACGGUUUGUUAUCAUUGAGAUAUUCAGCAAUUUCAACCAGGAUCGAAUGUUAGGUGUAAUGCGAUACGCGACGCGUGAACGUAUUACGCGCACGGUCGUUCUCGUAAAGAGAACAAAGGAAUGUGUUGUUGUAAACGUAGACGUAAUUUUAACGGGGGAACGAGGUAGAUAGUAACGGAAGAACGAGAGGAACGUGUCGCGCACGCAUUUUAACAAAGGGAAGAAGAGAAAUCGUUUGUUACGGAUGUAGAAAGUACUAAUGUUACUACACACACACACACACACAUACACACACACACACACA